AUGCCCGAAUUCCUUGACCUUCCCGAAGAUGUCCACCUCCAAAUCUACAGCCAUAUCAUUGACACGGAUCUGAAAACUCGCUUCCGGUACGCUAAAGCCUGCCGCUACCUAUGGAAUUUUACCAAGAACUACCAAUCAAUCUCGAAUGAUCAUGUCAAGAUCUAUUCCAACUUUUGGAAGAUUUGCGCACACAUUCCGCCCACUUUCGAUGAAAUCCCGGAGAAAUUCACUCUCAAGAGCCGGACUGUGCAAGAACUGCUAUUUUCUCACAAGACCAUCCCCAGGCUCGAGAUCUACGACCAUAACUUCGAGCCCACGAUCCCCGGGCUGAAGACGACAUUCCUGAAGGUGCACAACGAAAACCCAGACCUCCUCCGAGUGCUCGAAAGCUGUAAGCCCGCCCAACAAUUUGAAUUCGUCUCCCUGCCCCGGCUUCUCAAAAGCGCCGGCAUUUUCGAGUUUCUAAACAAGUCAACGCAACGCCUCGAAUAUCAAAACCUUCGACAUCGCGAGCUGUUGAAGAUCAAAAUCCCACGGGCCCAGCUAAAAAUGGCGCACCACGCUGUAUUUCUCACCCAAACCUACUUUGACCAGUUGAUCGAACAGUGGCAGAAUGGCGAACGGGAAAUUGUCGAAUUCGAGGUCCGGAUGAAGCCGAUGACUUUUGAUGCGGACGACCAGAUAAUGAUCCACGAUUCCUAUCGUCGACCAAACGGACAACAAAUUAAGAUUGUUCGAUAUUUCGGCCAUAUGAAUUUUUAUGCUGCG
Messenger RNA from Mesorhabditis spiculigera, 768 nucleotides. The record is from the annotation of a GenBank genome assembly. Lineage: Eukaryota; Metazoa; Nematoda; Chromadorea; Rhabditida; Rhabditidae.